AGUGAUUCUGAUCCGUACAUGACCACUGUUCCCGCUGUGGAGAAUUACCACAACACGUACACCUUCACAACAGUAGACCUGCAGGGACCCGGCACACAUGUCCGCAAGCUCUGCAUCGUGUCACAGGUAACAUCUGGGUUUGAGUUGGAUGAUUCCCCUUUGGACCCUUCCAUCGUUUGGACGCCGAUUCUGCAGAGCGGCUACUCAACCGGCUGUACUGACAUUACUGAAGACAGCCAUACACUCAUUCACACUGAUCCAACAGCUGUGUAUGAUAUUGUCGUCAGCGGCUCCUCUGACCAAGAGACUUACGGCUUCCAUGGAGGUCAAUUGAAACCUUGUCCCCCGGAUCCACCACCCCCCAGGGACUGCGCAGACUGGUUCGCGAAGGGGUCCCGAGAUGACGGCAUCUACACGGUGGACGACCCGCCGUUUAACGUCUGGUGCGAUAUGGACCCGUUUGGAUGCGGUGGGACCGUCAUUCAACGCCGCACAUCCGGCUCUUUGGACUUCGAGAGGGAGUGGAGUGACUACGAGAACGGCUUCGGGGACUUAGAUGGAGAGAUGUGGCUGGGGCUGAAGAACAUCAGUGUCAUCUCCUCCAGAAGGAAUCACAUGCUCCACAUCCUUCUGGAAGACUGGGACGGUGUGACGGCUCACGCCAGCUACUCCGUGUUCUCUGUUGGAACAGAGGACACCAACUACGAGUUGACGAUUGACGCAUACGCCGGUAACGCUGGAGAUAGCAUGGGCCCGGUGGGACGCUAUGACUCCAGUGGAAAGAUGUUCACUACUACAGACCGCAAAAACGACGACAACGGCGUCUUCAACUGUGCGGAGGCGUACAGCGGGGGCGGAUGGUGGUAUCCCCCAGGAUGUGGAUAUGCCUACCUGAACGGGAAGUACCUGCGUGACUGCAAUCCCCACUGUGACCCGUCGCAGGGCGUGGUGUGGCAGACGUGGAGGGGCGCGGGCUAUUCUCUGCGGAGGACUCUCAUGGUCAUCAGACCCCAAGGUUGGCACUGCAUACUUCAUACUUCAUUCUCUCUCACAGAGCCUCUCGCGGGGCCUAUACAAUGUAUCUUGGGAGCUCCGGAGGCUCUAUCGGGCUGA
Messenger RNA from Branchiostoma floridae (Florida lancelet), 1113 nucleotides. Its product is annotated as fibrinogen C domain-containing protein 1-B-like. The transcript is spliced from 6 exons. Lineage: Eukaryota; Metazoa; Chordata; Leptocardii; Amphioxiformes; Branchiostomatidae. Bases 19 to 1113 code for a protein of 364 amino acids. The record is from RefSeq and is a predicted model, not a curated record.